CAGAAAGCACAGAUGAAGGCCCCACAGCCGCCUAUGGCCAUGCCGUUGCCCAGUGGCAUAGAUGAGUUUCAUUAACGGACUCAAGAAGUUCGCCACCACGACCGUGGGUCUGAUGGCCAUCGGCAUCGGCUCCACCGUCCUCAUUUAUACCGGCCAUCGGUUUAUUGUGAAACCCUACCAAUCCAAGCAACGACGCCUCCAAGCGGAAGCCUGUGCGGACUAUCUGUUUCAGCAGGAGGCCCAUCCGAUCCGCAGCGAUCUCCGAUAGAGAGCGAGCACUGUGUCCAGUAAUUUUACCACAUCCAUCAUAUAAAAUAUAUAUUACAUCCUUUUACGUAAACCCGAGGGAACAGUGAAGUUUUUAGGUUCAUAAAUUAAUCAUUGAUUUCAGUAGAGUAAAUGCAUUAGGUUAUUCAAUGAAAUUUUAUUGGAAGCAACAACAUGAAUUGAAUAAGUAAUGAAAACAAAGAAGCUAGCCAACCAGCCAAUAGAUAUGUUUAAACAUUGAAAUAAAUUCCAUAUAAAGAA
Messenger RNA from Drosophila persimilis, 528 nucleotides. RefSeq lists its product as uncharacterized. The record is from RefSeq and is a predicted model, not a curated record. The coding region runs from base 62 to 268 and encodes 68 amino acids. NCBI's taxonomy places the organism in Eukaryota, Metazoa, Arthropoda, Insecta, Diptera, Drosophilidae. The transcript has 2 exons.